Lates calcarifer (barramundi perch) is the source of this 3134-nucleotide messenger RNA. Its product is annotated as B-cell receptor CD22. NCBI's taxonomy places the organism in Eukaryota, Metazoa, Chordata, Actinopteri, Centropomidae. The transcript is spliced from 8 exons. The record is from RefSeq and is a predicted model, not a curated record. The coding region runs from base 563 to 1981 and encodes 472 amino acids.
ACUACACUGAUUUUUUCAGCUCUGAUUCUUCCAUGAUUAGAGGUCAGCAUCUUACUGGUGAGAGAUACAAACAUAGAUAUAUCAGAAAAAAGAAAGAAGAAGUGUCUCAACAAGCACAAGGAGUGAUUUGAUGCUUCAACCCAACUGUCCUGUUCAGUCUGUGCUGGAGUUGUGUUCAGCUGUGAGCCUCUGACUCCACUAACAAACUGACUUUUCUCUCUAGAAAUGAUCUUGUCUUGUGUUAGCAGGCUGUGGGGAUGUGGGGGAUAGAGGCUUGGUACUAACAGGCCACAGUCUCUCAUUCUUAAAGAGCUCUGUAUAUCAUUUCCAAAGUGCUAAGAUUAUCUUAGACAUUUACUGACUUCAUGUAUAUUUAGAGUGUGAAGAGGAAGGAAGGCCACCAUGUUUUAACAGCUUGACUUCAGUCCUGUUCACUGUGCCACUCACAGAGGAACAUCACUUUUCUCUGCUGGAAGAAGAAUUGUUCUCUGAUGUGACUGAUAUUUCUUGAAAACAUUAUUUAGUGGCUGAUGUGUUUUAUUGUCUCUGAAGUCACAGAGAGAUGAGAGGAGCAGCUAUGAGUUUAACAGCAGCAUCAGGUGGAUUUGUCGUCCUCCUCCUCACUGUGUCAGUGGUACAGGGUCAGGAUGGCUGGGGAGUGACUUACACUUCUACUAAGAUCUGUGCCUUUAAAGGAUCAACAGUGGACAUACACUGCACCUACACAUACCCACCCAGGAUAAAAGGCCAUAAUACUACAGUUGAGAGAACAUUCUGGUUCACUAAAGUGCAGAAUAAAGAACCUGUGGAUCUGAGAACAGACUCAGACUACACAGGUCGUGUGCAGUAUCACUGUGCUGAGAACAGCUGCACUCUGAUAAUCACAGACCUGAGAGAGAGCGACUCAGCUGUGUACAAGUUCAGGUUCAUAACAAACCAAGAUGGUGGAUGUUUUAUUGGUUCACCUGGAGUCACUGUGUCUGUCUCAGACCUCCAGGUGCAGGUGAGAAGAUCAUCAGAGCAGGUGGAGCUGAGGUGUCACAGCAGCUGUAAUGUAGCUGAUCAUCCUUCAUAUGUCUGGUACCUGAAUGGACAGAAAAUGGAGGAAGAAAGAUUUUCUCUCAGAGUCUCUGUUAAUGAUCACAACAGAUAUUCCUGUGCUGUUAAAGGACAUGAGGAUCACUGCUCCCCUCCAGUGUAUCCUCCAAAGCUUCCCUCAGUGUCAGUGAGUCCCUCUGGUCAGAUAGUGGAGGGCAGCUCAGUGACUCUGACCUGUAGCACUGAUGCUAACCCAGCAGCUAAAUACACCUGGUACAAGGAGAAUGACCAUAAAUAUCACAGCCAAGGACCACAGCUUGUCUUCAGCUCCAUCCAGUCCUCUGAUUCUGGACAGUAUUACUGUGCAGCUGAGAACAACCUGGGGAUGAGGACAUCUCAAUACAUCUUUAUUGGUGUGAAAUAUGCUCCAGUUCUUCCCUCAGUGUCAGUGAGUCCCUCUGGUCAGAUAGUGGAGGGCAGCUCAGUGAAUCUGACCUGUAGCAGUGAUGCUAACCCAGCAGCUAAAUACACCUGGUACAAGGAGAAUGAAGACUCACCAAAAGCUUCAGGACAGAUCUUCACCAUCACUGACUUCAGAGCUGAACACAGUGGGAAUUAUUACUGUGAAGCCCAGAAUGAAAGAGGACGUCAGAACUCCACCUUACAUCUGACUGUUGGGACGUCGUCUCCAUUACUGGGGAACUCAGCAGGGAUGAUGAAUAUCAUCAGGUUGACUCUGGUGGUCCUGAUGCUGAUUCCUCUGCUUCUGUUGAUUCUGUGGACCAGGAGGAAGAAAACUCCACUGAGCUCCACCACUGAACCAAAUGACUAUGAAGAGACUGUAGAGAUGGACUCUCCUCCUGUGUACGAGGACGUCUCAGACUUGAAGGCCGUCACUGCAGCAGAGACAGAAGACACAGAGGAGCAGGAAGAUGUGGUGUGACGUCCAGUCGAUCUGGAGCCUGUUGAACAGAAGAAAGACUGACCUCAGAACAACAGACCUCACAUGUUUUCACUUUCUUCGGAGCUUGAGUGAGGCUGUGGAGGAUGUGGGGGUGUAUUUACCUUCAACAUCAAACCUUUUCAUUGUCAGUUUUCAGUAGCACAGGCAGUCGGCAGCAGAAGAUCUGAGAGGAAUAAAAGCUCAAAGGUAAACUCUGGUAUAUUUGAACCUUAUUUUCUCACAGUUCUGGGUGUAAAUGAUCAGUAUCAGUAUUGGAAUCAGUAUUGAGCAAGUGUCUGGUAAUGUAGACCGCAGCCUGACCAGCUGGUCCUAAAAUAGCCACUUGAAGGCCACAGUAUUUCCUCUGGCGCCACCUUCAGACCAAAAUGUUGUCUUGCAGAACUAAAAACAGCCUCCAGUCCUCCUUAAUGGGAUCUGUGACAGCAAAGUGUAGAAAUAAAUGAAGCAGAGAUAAAUAAAUCUAGACUGAACGUACAUGUGCUGGUGCAGGAUCUGUGGUUUGAGGUGAUCGGCUGUCGUCACCAGAUGCCCUGAGACGUAACCACACGUGUCUGAAAUCUCUCAAGCUGUUUGUGUGUCUGUCGGGGAAUGUAGGCCAGGAGAAGUGAGGUCACCUGUUAAACUUAUCUCCCCUCUCCUGGCACAUUUCUGGACAGCCUGCUACUGGAAACGACAGAGGUCUGAAAUGACAUGAAAUUAAGGAAAUGAACUGAAUAUUGAAAAACAUCUCCUCCAGAUCCUCCAAAACUUCUGUAGAUGCUAACGAUGGCAUCAAAACAUUUGUUUAAAUAAUUUCACAUUAGUUCUUUCAUCUCUUUAUUCUAUCUUAACCAUUUAUUUAGCAUUAAUUCAUUUUCUUUACGAUAACUUUGAUUAUCAUGCUCUGUCACAUUUAUCUGUAUUGUCUCUUUAAUGCCAAACCAUAUUUGGUAUUUUUAGUUAGAAAUGUUGUCUUGUUUAGAUCAGUUCGUGGAUGUUUUCUCCUAAUUUUUUUUGUUUUCAGCUUUAUCACUGCAGUGUAUAUACGUUUUAUUUUGCUGGUUUUUGUUGUUGAUGCUGUGUGAAAAUGUAUUACUAACAAUUAAAAUGUGCCUCGCAGGCCUGUAGAGUCAGAGUUGUUAAAUGCAUGUGU